ACCAAUUUCCCAUAACUCGUGCCCAAAAAAACUAUAUAAAUGUACAUAUCCACUUAAAUGCCCAAAGUAUUUUCCGGAGCUGCAAAGAACUCCAUUAAAACUGCGCUGCCUUGAAAACUCCACGAAUCAAUUAGUGGCAUUGCCUAUUGGGUUUUCCGCUGGCACUUUGACACUUCUUCGCAUGGACACAUCAAUUACAUUGGCCAGAAGCCACAGACAAAUUAACAGAUGCAUAAUUCAUAAUGCGGCUCUGCAGCGGUGAUUUUUCCAAAUGCGAAUGACGACGAGUGCCACCACUUAUGGAUGUAUCUGAAUUUCAAAAUUUCGGUUGGCGACGGCGCCAAUCGUUCGCCCGAUGGUUUCGCUUUUGGACAUUGGUGUCAUAAUAUUCGCAAUGUACUAGAUUCAUGCUUGCAUCUCUUUUUUUAUUUUAUUUUUUUUAUUAUUUUUAGUGGUCUAAAAACAGAAUUAGUGAACGGAGCCGUCAUUCGAAUCGAAACAGCUAGAGUUCGAAAAAUAAGUAAACACAAACUUAAACUACCAAAAUCGUACUCCAAAAAUUAGAUUUGUCAAAUUCCACUAAAUUCCACACCAAAAUGUUCGAACUGCAGCAUAUUACCACUCGGAUUCGCACACUUUUGCGUAGAACCUUUCACCUGUCCAGCAAUUAUGACACGUAUUCGAUUUGGACCUUUUGCCCGAUGACCAAUUGGAACCAGCUUAAACCCGUGCUCCAAUCCUGCAAUCUGUGCCGCGUCGAAUCAUUUCCCAUUGUCUUUUGGCUGGUGGUGCUGCUCAGUGUCUUUGGAACAUGUUCCAAUUGCUAUGAACUGAUGAAAGUUUGGUCAUGUCCCUGCACCAAAUUGGCCAUGUGGCGCCAACGGCACUUCUAUGUCCUAAAACAUUGGACGCUGCGAAAGGCUCGACUUUUGAGCUUGGCCAUAAUCCUGAUCGCUUGGCUAAUGCUUAUUUACGGAAUCGUAACGAUCUCCCCCUACGCCAUGUCGCCAUGGAUUCUGGUGACCAGCAUCGUCCUAACGAUGGAGUGCUUCCUUUGGUCCUUCGACGUAUUGACCGGCCGUUUGCCGCUCGAUCCGCAGACGCUGCUGUCGCUCGUUUUGCAUGUGAUCUUCGUCGCGAUGGUUUGCUGCGUGAAGAGCGUUUUCGAGUUGGCGCUCGGCGAGCACGUCGAGCACUCGCUGCGUAUCAUUUGAGGAACGGAACGACGCCGAAUGUCAUCAUUAAGUAAAGGUGCAGGGCCGGCAUAAUUGCAACUCAACCUGCAUUAAGCCCAAUUAGGUUGCCGGCGGCACGCACUACAUCUCGCCCUAAUCAGUGUUCGUGUUGCUUCUUAACUACCCGUUGCCCCUAUAGAUACUCUUUCUACCCGACAAAAAUGAAAAAAAAAAAACAAAAAAAAAGUCAUCGAAGUUGCACCUUUAUAUGUUUUAUAGCUUCUCUUAUUUAAAGCACAAAAUUGUCGAAAUUAUUAGAAAAUUAUUAAAGAACUUGAAAUCGAAGUCGAUGGUUUUGGUUUAUGUUCCAAACUUAAAGGCCCGCAUUCGUGGAAGGGUACAAUGUUAAUUCGCCUUCAUUUCAACACUGUUAACUUCAACGAUCGACGAAUUGCACCUGUUGCAACCCCGACCUCAACACCCCCCCCCCCCCUUUACCAUUAAGCCCUCUUUGCGAGAAUCGCGCAAGCUGCAAGCCACCGAAAUCUAUACAUAAUUAAAAGGAAAAAGCACGCACAAGGAGGGCAGUGCGUUGAAAGUUUAACGAGAUGGUUUGCUCUUGCGUAUAUAUCCUCGUCCAUCCAGACCAGUUAUGUGGUUAUGUGACAUUCGAACCCCCAUACAAAGGAGCUGUAUACAUACGUACAUAUAUACAAAAUAAAAAAUAUAAAAAAAUAUAAAAAAAAAAAGCAAGAAAUUUAAGGGAAAAAGUUACAGCUGGCCCCUGAAAGACGCCUUCGAAUGCAUCUGUCCGAGGAAGAAAGAAAUCUGCCUGUAGAACCAGAUAGUGAAUAAACACCCCGUACUCCUUCAGGGAAUAUGAACAUUUAGGACCUUUUGGCAAAAGGGGUUUCCUUUUAGUUUUGUUAAAUUCUGCCUGCCUCGGUUAAUCAACGGCUGAUAAUUAAAAACUUUGCGUUUUUUUUUUUUUUGUGUGUGGCUGCGCGUUUUCUUUAUUCAACUUUCUCCGCAUUUGCACAUAUCCUUUAUUUUCUAUUCAAUAUUUACUUACAAAAGUGUUCGGUUUCUUAAGCUCUUCCUUUCGUCUUAUUAUUUUUUCUUGUUUCAUUACGUAUACGCCUCGCUUUCAUACAAAUUUGUUAAUGUUCUAUUUAGAUAAUAUAAAUAAUUUGUUUGUAGUUGCUUUCUAAAUAAAUAUAUAAUUGAAUAAUGUAUAAGUAUAUCGCGUAUAUAAUAUAUAAUAUAGAAUAUAUUUGAUUUCAAAUAAUUGGUAGUUUAUCAUUAUAUUGUUAUUCUUUCAUUAUAUAUAUAUAUAUAUAUUAUAUAUAUUGUAUGUAUAAAUAUGCAUGUAAAACACAUUUAUUAAAUAUUUUCGAAAAAAUACAAAAUUUACAAAACAUUUGUUUGUUUUAUUUUUAUUUUUUUUUGUAGUUAAACUAUUGAAGCCUGUCAUGUGUUUUUGGUUUUAUGGUUAAAGCUGUCUAUGUAAGCAGAUUUCUGUGUUUUUAUUAUCUUCUGGGAUUUACUGUGCUUUUUGAAUCAAAUCAGUUUCCCCUUUUUUUUACUAUUUACACCCAUGUUUCUAUGACUAUUUUGUACUUUUGAUUCUGCAUGACCUUUCUUCAUGUGUGUGUGUAUGUCUAUGUAGGAGCGUGUGCAUAUGUGUGAGUGUGAAACGACCUUGAAAUCUAGCAAAAUAUCAGAUCUCAAAUAAAACUAGGAAAUAUAUGUAACAAAUAAACAGUAAAAAGUUAUACACUUAUACAAUAAAUAAUUGCAAAGCAAAAAAUAUAGAAGUUAUAUUACUAUUUACACCUUGAUUAAUCUUGUAAAAUGCAAAUUUGGUACACUAUACUUCUUAAUAUUAAAUAUGAUUUUAGCGGCUUUGAUCGUGCCAUAAAUAAUAUUUUAAGCUGUACAACUAUUCAAUUAUCAUAAUGGACCUAAUUAUUAUGUUUCUUUGAAGGUAAGAGAAACAUGACUUUUUUGUCUUACUAUUGUACAAAUAAUAAUAUACUUUUUUUAAUUUUUAAUUAAUUAACUAAAUAAAAACAACGUUUCACGAACCUAAAUCUAACAAUUAAAAUUCUACAAAAAAAUGAAUCAUAUAUAAAACGAAUUUUUAAUUCAAAUAGUUACUGAAAUUUAUGUUAAAUUUCACUCAAAUUUACUUAAGGCAGCUAAAAAAAAUAUUAUCUAAAAUUUCCUGAAUAGACUAAAUACACAAUGUAUGAAGAUAAACAGAAGUGGCAGCAAACAAAAAAAAAUAAAAAAAUAAAAACAAAAGGCAGCCGGCGUGACCUUCACCCAAUAAAGCGAUCGACCGCGGUCAGAGUGUAAAAAAUAAAGAAAAAAAAUUCGUUGCCGGCUAUUUCGUUGCUGCUUUUUUUUUUUUUGCAGUUAAACAAUUGUGCACCCCAAUUUCGUUGUCUCUGUUUUGCUUGGCCCGCUGUGUGUGUGUGUGUGUGUGUGAAUUUGCCGGCUACUUCUGCCAUUCGUGUACCCUUUCUAUUUAACGCGGUAUCCCCACUGUCAUAAUAAACUGCAAAUUAAGUUUAAUUCAUCUGUUUUAGCUCUCCAUUUUAAACUUUUAAACUUAAACGACCCAACAGAAAACUUUAUGUGAUGCUUAAAAAAUAUAUCCAAACAAUUAACAACACUUUUCAUAGAACACGCAUAAAACACUAUACAACACACACUGUUUAAAUAAUAUAUUGUACAUUCAAAUAAGAGCAUCGCCUAUUUCGUUUUGGUUUCUUCCGAAAGUUUCGAGUAAAAAUUAAAAGAAAAAAAUUCAACCAACGAAACCGUAACUGAAUGAUUGUAGUAAAAUAAUAAACCAGCAAAAAUCAACGAAAACAAAACACGUACAUAUAAAUAAAAUGUUAUAUUAUAUGGCUAUCGUUGUGAUCGUUGUUAUUGUCGUCAUGUCGCUGACUGUAUCCCAACCGGCUUCUCGGCUGUCGUUGUUGUCGCUUUGAUUUCAUUAAAAACAAAAAAUUUGCCGGUAAAACAACAACAACAAUAGUGAGCAACAACUCUUAUUGAAUUAACUUAAUUUGUCUGGUGGGCAAAUGAGCGAGGCAGCGCAACCAGGCAACGAGAAAAAAUACGUUGAACUGCUAGAUUAGAAACGGCGACAAAAGCAAUUUUCCCACCACCCACAAAUGUGAAUCACUUACUCACUCGAAUGAUUCACUGCGAAUUUGAUACUCGGCGCGGUUGGAAAAUGAAAGUGAAGCACAAGUUGGAUAGUACCAAAUUCCAAAAAAGGAAAAGCUGUUUUUUUUUAGCCAGCUUAUUGUGAGACACAAUACGAUUUUCUAAAGUAAAACAAAUAUAAACAACUCGGAUGAAACACACUUGGGGUUUUGAAAGUCGCUGAAAGUAAAUAAAAUAAAACAGGGCGUCCAGAAAAAAUGUGCAACAAAAUUGCAUAUUCGAAUAUUUGAAUAUUCGAAUACGAAAACGCAAAUAACAAGAGGAAAUCCUUGUGCCAAUUGAAAGAUCUGGGAAGCUUCAAUAAUUGCAUCCAUAUAUUAAACGAAAAGGAAUCAAGCGUAAAAAUAAAAACAAAAUCAAAAGUAAUUUGUUGGUGAAGUAUUUUUAUUGUAUAAUGUAUAUAUAAUUCCAUUAUCAGAAAUUUUGAAAAAAAAAAUAUUUAAACGGUUUCUAUAUAUAGUAGUGUGUGUGUGUGUGUGUGUGUUUAUAUAUAAGUGUGUGUGUUCUGUGUAAUAUAUUUAGUUUAUAUAUGUAGAAGGUACAUAAAAUGUAAUUUAUUGUGUUUACUUUUCUCAUUUUUUUUGCUUUUAAUUUGUUUUUCAUUAAUAGGUAACUACAUAACGAGUUAAAAUUUAUUAGAUAAUAUAUUAAUAUAGUUGUUUAGCUUGUUUUGCCAGAUAUAUCUAUAUUAUUUUGCAAUUUUUACACAUAUUUAAUAAGCAAUAACCAAAGUAAACAGAAUUUUCAUAUCUUCUUUUGUCAUCAAAUCAAAAAUAGGGAUUUCAAAUGCAUAGCCAUAAACGUAUACGUUUUUUGCAUACGUUUAUGACUAAAAAAAAAAAUUAAUUUAAAUAUACAUGUAAUAAUUCAAGCAUGUUCGUCUAUAGUUUCAUAUUUUCCGUACGGCUUUAACAGUUUUUUGCUUUCAUUUCAUGAGUUUUUCAGAUUUUUUUUUACAUAGUUUUUUUUUUAUGUUAUUUGUCUUCAAAUAAUGUGUUGUUUUAAUAAUAUAAAUUUUUUAACAACUAAUUCAAAUAGUAGUUUGUGUGUGUGUAUAUAAUAUAAAAAAUUUGAUAAUCAUAAAAAUAUAUUUAAACUUAAAAACUUUUGUUUUGUUUUUUGUUAUAAAUAUAUUUUAAAAGAAAAAAAUUUAAUAUUUUUUUGUUUUGUUUGCGAGGAUUUUGGUUUUGGUCAUAGUUUUAGUGUAUAUAUUUUGUUUUUUUUACAAUGAAAAAUUAUGUUUAAAAAUGCCCUUUCACUUGAAUUUGUUGUUUCGUUAAUAAAUUAAUAAAAGGACCAAACAAAGAAAAGGUUUGCUUUUCGUAUUUUUGUUUCUUGUAAAUUUGUACGGUUUUGUUUGUUGAAAUUAUUGAAAGAAAACAUGGUUUUUUCGUUUAACUAUUUCUGGUUGUAUGUACUAUAGGAAAAUAGGUGCAUUCGUGUGUGGUUUUGUAUAUGUAUAUAUACAUAUAUAUAUGUAUAUAUAUAUAAGUGUGUGUGUUUUUGUUGGUUUAUU
Messenger RNA from Drosophila melanogaster (fruit fly), 5934 nucleotides. RefSeq lists its product as uncharacterized. Lineage: Eukaryota; Metazoa; Arthropoda; Insecta; Diptera; Drosophilidae. The record is from RefSeq and is marked reviewed. The transcript has 4 exons. The coding region runs from base 597 to 1214 and encodes 205 amino acids.